CUAAUCAUUAUCCUCCCGUGUUGCCGUCGACGGACUACGUGACCGCUAUGGAAGUGGAACAUCACAAUGGAACAGUAUCAUCACUAGAUAAGUCUUUGUCGGGACAACGAGCAGAGCCAUUCACGGACCAGGACUGCAACAACGUGUGUGCGCAGGGAAGAAUGACAGCACAACAUGCGGCUUGCGUUUCCCAGAUAUCUCGAUUGCUAGUGUCCACGCCAUCGUGUGCCACACCACGUCUGCAGCGCGAUGCCUUGCGUAGCGCUCGGUUCUGCACGAGCGGGCCAACGGUGACACCAGCCACACCGCCCACGCCUUCCCAGGCGACACAACAGCAUGGCACAGCGUCCAGCCCAGCUGUAGCGGCAUCUGGUGCUGCUGCUGCUCCGGCAGUUGGUGCUGUUCCUGCAGUUGGCCGUCGUGGUUGGAAACCGAUGUAUCAGCCGAACCUAAAGGAUUUGCCUGAUCUCUACCUCAAACUAUCCAAGUCUCGAUUGACAAGCCUUGUUGUCAUCACAGCAAUGGCCGGUUACGUGGCGGGGCCUGCCUCGUUUCACUGGCUGCCAUUCCUCGCACUGUCGGCUGGCACUGGCCUGUGUUCGGCGGCAGCUAACGCAGUCAAUCAGACCAUGGAGAUACCGUAUGAUGCACAAAUGGCACGGACGAGAAGUAGGGUGCUCGUGCGUGCUCAACUCAGUCCGUUGCACUCGGCUUGCUUUGCCGCCACAUCGGUCACCACUGGCACCGCGCUGCUGACGUUCGGUUGUAAUCCGCUCACCGGCAUGCUCGGCUUUCUCAACUUUAUCCUGUACACGUCGGCCUACACGCCGCUGAAGCGCAUGACCAUCUGGAACACCUGGGUCGGCUCGGUGGUGGGUGCCCUGCCCCCGUUAAUGGGGUGGGCAGCAUGCACGGGCAGUAUCACGCACCCGGCCGCCUGGAUCAUGCCGCUUGUUCUCUACUCCUGGCAGUUUCCUCAUUUCCACGGCUUGUCUUGGGCGCGACGUGAUGACUACUCGCGUGGAGGAUACGUGAUGACGGCUGUGACUGACCCGGCUAUGUGUCGUCGUGUUGCACUGCGACACUGUGCCGCCUUGCUAGGGCUGGGCAUGCUUGUUCCAUUUGCAGGUUUGACCAGCUGGUGGUUUGUGUGCGGUGGUGCGGCGGUCGUCAAUGGUUACUUCACUUACCUCGGUUGGCAGUUCUAUCGCCAGUCCAACGUGCAGUCCGCACGCAAGCUCUUCCAGUUCAGCCUGCUGCAUCUGAUCGUUCUGAUGGGAUUGCUGGUGAUCGGCGCUGUCGCGAAGGACGCCACCUGUGUUGGUCACUCCUGGUCGAGCAAGAACACGGAGUCGGACUCGUCCCCAGCCGAGCAGCAGGAUUCUCCCGCUGAGGCAGCUUGAACAGCACGCGUUGCUCCUCUGCUAGAUUCGAGAUCCGAUUGACGAUGGCAGCGGGAAGAGUGUGUGCUGUUUUACCGAGUUGAGGACGGGAUAGACACUGUUCAUGCUCACGGUGACUUUUUGCGUUUGGCAGAAUGUGAGCCAUGUUGUCCGUCCGUCGAAGUUGGUGCGGAAUGGUGGUCAAAAUGACCCGGGUUCUCUUUCUGCCACACUUGGCUAGUUUGCUGAGUGCUUUGGCUGUUAUAAAGUUAGCUUGGUACAUACCGAACAUGGUAGUAUCUAAAGUCUGGCUGUACCCCUGUGUUGCUCCUGGAGAGUUCAGAGCUACAAGUGGAGUUGUUAUGCAACGACAUAUUUAUUUACUCCCCCCCCCCCCCCCCCUCUCUCCACAGCUUUGCGGAUGGUGUGGUUCGCGCAGUAGACCUCUUAUAUUGCGCGAUUUAUAUUCAAUUUUUAGGACACUGUCUGUGUGCUGUGUGUGUGUGCGUGCGUGCGUACGUGUGUGUGUGUGUGUGUGUGUGUGUAUGUGUGUGUGUGCACAUGUACACGCGUAGGCACAUUGCUACUGCUUGUGGUCGCAGACACGACCAACCCAGUUUGAGGUGUUGGCGUGAGCCUACCGACUGUGCAGCAGUUUCGCUUAGGGAUUACCGAAAAACGUGUCUUCAGUGAUAUUUGAAUUCUAGUACUUCACACGGUCUCGAUUUUUCA
This is a messenger RNA of Sycon ciliatum, 2114 nucleotides long. RefSeq names its product protoheme IX farnesyltransferase, mitochondrial-like. Gene Ontology annotation, cellular component: mitochondrial membrane; mitochondrion. The coding region runs from base 48 to 1403 and encodes 451 amino acids. The transcript has 7 exons. Lineage: Eukaryota; Metazoa; Porifera; Calcarea; Leucosolenida; Sycettidae. Gene Ontology annotation, biological process: heme A biosynthetic process. Gene Ontology annotation, molecular function: protoheme IX farnesyltransferase activity. The record is from RefSeq and is a predicted model, not a curated record.